Pollicipes pollicipes is the source of this 1137-nucleotide messenger RNA. Its product is annotated as gamma-aminobutyric acid type B receptor subunit 1. Gene Ontology annotation, molecular function: G protein-coupled GABA receptor activity. The transcript has 9 exons. Lineage: Eukaryota; Metazoa; Arthropoda; Thecostraca; Pollicipedomorpha; Pollicipedidae. Gene Ontology annotation, biological process: G protein-coupled receptor signaling pathway; gamma-aminobutyric acid signaling pathway. The record is from RefSeq and is a predicted model, not a curated record. Bases 1 to 1137 code for a protein of 378 amino acids. Gene Ontology annotation, cellular component: G protein-coupled receptor heterodimeric complex; membrane.
AUGAAGGGCUGCACGCUGCUAAGCCAAAUCGCCACCAGCUGGGUCAUUGCCGGCGAGAUGCACCUGAUGCUGUGUGCCUUCGGCCGGAUAUUCCUGAAGAUGAACAUCCACGUGGCAAAAUCUGGCAGGCCGCCACAGCUGGAAGGGCAGCUGAAGAAGAUCUUGAGACGGAAGGUCAAAAUCAGCAACAACCUGCUCGUCUCAACUAGAUUCGACCUGCAGCACCGAGACCUGUCCCUGAACACCCUGAACAUGGGACUGCCUGUGGAGGAGUGGCGCGCCGAUCUGGCGGCGGCGCGGCUGGCGCUGCAGCACGUCAACCGGCGCCGCCUGGUACCCGGCUACCGGCUACGGCUGAUCACCAACAACACCAAGUGCAGCCCCGGGGUCGGGGUGGAUGCUUUCUUCCACGCGCUGCACACUCGCCAGUCAAGCAAGAUGAUCGCACUGCUAGGCACCGGCUGCUCAGAGGUGACCGAGCAGCUGGCCCAGAUCGUGCCCUACUGGAACAUACUGCAGAUGUCGUUCGGCUCUUUCUCACCGGCGCUCAGCGACCGUACAUCAUUCCCUCUGUUCUUCCGCACGUCUCCGCCAGAGUCGGCCCACAACCCUGCACGACUGGCCUUCGUAGCGUACCACAAGUGGGACGCUGUCGCAACUCUCAGCCAAAACUCGGACGAACAUACGCUGGCGAUCAACGACUUGGUCACCGAACUGGAAAACAAUAACAUCACGUUGCUGGCAACAGCGACAUUCGACAUCAACGACUACCAAGAACAGCUGCAAACACUCAAGGAUCGAGAUGUCCGAAUCAUCAUCGGGAGUUUUGCUCCGUCAAUAGCGCGCAGGAUCUUUUGUGAGGCGUACCGGCUGGGCAUGUACGGCGACGACUACGCCUGGCUGCUGUACGGUGGCGUGGCGGAGCGCUGGUGGCGCCGGCCGAGGCUCAACUUCACCGGCGUCUCGGUAAGAGCCCGCCGGUGCAGCGGCUCGACCACUCAGUUCAACUUCACCGGCGUGUCGGGACCAGUCAGCUUCAACGGGGCCGAUCGCAGGGGUCUCAGCGCCUUCUAUCAGCUACGAGGUGAGAGGGUCAAGUCGCCCGUGCGAAGCGGCAGCAACCCGCACCUGAAGUGA